Messenger RNA from Megalops cyprinoides (Indo-Pacific tarpon), 4786 nucleotides. It is a transcript of the gene plekha6, whose product is annotated as pleckstrin homology domain containing, family A member 6. The record is from RefSeq and is a predicted model, not a curated record. NCBI's taxonomy places the organism in Eukaryota, Metazoa, Chordata, Actinopteri, Elopiformes, Megalopidae. Bases 14 to 3604 code for a protein of 1196 amino acids. The transcript is spliced from 27 exons.
UAUCCAGGAAAAAAUGCUGAAGUUCCGUGCAGACCGGAGAGUGAGCCAGAAUGACCAAAAUGGGACCGUUGGGCAGCCAUUGAUCCAGAAUCACUUGGAGGAAUCCAGGAAAUUACAAAGAUAUCCGCAGAGCUCCAAUCUGGACAUGAACGGCAAGGCCGCCGGUAAGGGGCCUGUGAGCAUCGCCAACGACGUCAACUCCAACAACCUCACGAUGGUGUCCGACUUGUCCCCGGAGCAGCCGCCCAACGGACGGGUCGCUCGUGUCUCCAAGAAAGCUGCGACGUUUGGCAAGCGGUCCAACUCCAUGCGCAGGAAUCCUAAAGCAGAGGUCACCAAGCAGGGCUGGCUGUUCAAGCAGGCAAGCAGUGGUGUGAAGCAGUGGAACAAACGCUGGUUCGUUCUGACCGACCGCUGUCUUUUCUACUACAAAGACGAGAAGGAGGACGGGGUGCUGGGUAGCCUUCCGCUUCUCAGCUUUCGGAUCGGAGCCGUCCAGCCAUCGGACAACAUCAACCGCAAGUACGCCUUUAAGGCCUGCUGGGAGGAGGAGGAGGAGGCCGGCAGUAACGGGAGCCUGGCCUUCUGUCUGCAGGUGGAGCACGCCGGGACGCGCACCUACUACUUCAGCGCCGAGAGCCUGGAGGAGCAGGAGGACUGGGUGCGGGCCAUGAGCGAGGCGGCGCGCGUCGCCAUCCCGCCUGCACAGAGGAACGACGCGGAGAACAUUCCCCCCGAAGGACAGAACAACGGCAUGGUGGCCAAGGGGGCGGAGCCCGGCUCCCGCGGGGAGGGCGACGGCCAGAGGACGGAGACCCAGGAGGUCAAGCAUGAGGUCAACGGGGUGGCCCCCCAGGAAGCGGCCGCGUCGCCCGCGCCCACGCCCGCGGGCCCCGGCCCGGACGGCAGGGGGGGCGAGAGGGGCGGGGCGCCCCAGCCAAACGGGUGGGGGAACCACGGCGACGCCCACCCCUUGGCCUUCCAGGCCCAGCAGGAGGUGCGGGAGGCGCGGGAGCCCCGGGAGAACGUGGUGCUGCGGCGGGGGUUCGUGCCCCGGACGCAGCCGGAGCGCCUGGCCCAGCGGAAGAGCUCCAUGACGCAGCUGCAGCAGUGGGUGAACCAGCGCAGGGCCCUGGGAGUGCAGGAGGACCUGCGCAGCCCCUCCCGCUACUACACUGUAAACAGGGGGAUGUCCCCGGACUAUUAUGGGAUGUACGGGAGCCCCCAGUAUGUGGACGAGUACACUCUGUACCCCCCGGGGGUGCGGCCGGACAGCAUCUGCUCAGUGUCGGCGGCCUUUGACAGGCUGCCCCCGCGCUGGACGGCGGAGGAGAAGAGGCGCUCGCUGCGGGACGGGUCCCUGUACGCCCGGGAGCCCCAGUGGGCGAUGAUGCCGCCCGCGCAGCCGCACCCGGCCUACUACGGCCCGCUGGAGUCGGCCCAGAGCUCCAUGCGCCGGCUCUCCCUGCAGCCGCGGUCCCGCUCCGUGCCCCGCUCGCCCUCCUCCUCCUCCUCCCACGGGCCCUACUCCCCCGGCCCGCGCAACUUUGUCUCCCCCGUCCGCUCGCCCAGCGCCCGCUUCGACAGGUGUCCCCCGGGCCGGCUCCGCGACGACGUCAUCUACGCCGACCCCUCCGUCUACGGCCUGCGGAGGUCCAUAAGCUCGCCCAAGUACGAAUACCCUGGAGACAGGCGAUCCUUAAGCCAAGGCAUAUACCACUACAACUACCCCGGCUCCCCCUCUCUGCAUGACAAAAUGGAGGAUAUGCUUGACCUGCAGCUGCAGAGGAACCUUGAGUACCUAGACCAGCAGGUGACAGAAGGAGAUCACCUGAUCAGCAUGGUCACCAGAAUGGUGGAGAAUUCCUCACCCAGAGCAAAGCUCUACUCACAAGUGCCCCCGUUCCAUGACAUCUACAGAGACAUGCACCCUGCGGUCAAGGCCAACGAGAUUGAGAUCAGUAAACUUCUGGGUAGACUGUGUGAACAGCACAGACUUCUGAAGGACCAGGAGGCGGUGGUUCAACGCCUACGAUUAGACAAGGAUACCCUGGAGGGGGCGCUGGUGUCCACACACCAGGAAAUGGAGUUGUACCGGGGUCAGCCAUCAGUGACGGACAAGCUCCAGCUGAAGAAGGAGACCCUGCAGAACCAGCUUAUCAACAUCCGGGGAGAGCUCUCUCAGGCCUCCAGUGCACUGACGACCUCCAGGAUGGAGUUUGAGGCACUAGAGGAUGAAGUCAAUGCCAUCCAUGGAGACCUCUGGGAGCAGCUGAAUGCUGGCGGACAGAAUGAGCUGCUGCACAGACACCUUCAGAAGGAGUUCUGGAGGAUCCAGGACGUGUUGGAGGGACUGCACAAGAACAACCCGUCUCGAGGCACUGACACUGCCAAACACAGAGUGGCCAGCGGGGCAUCGGGAUCCUUCAGCACAAACAGCCCUGCAAGUCCCCUGAGCUCCGUCAGCCUCACCAGCCCUCUUAGCCCCUUCUCGCCUGUCUCAGGCUCCCAGAGCUCUCCCGCUAAGCAGGUGGGCAUGGAGGAUGUUGGGCCGCCUCGGCCCCCACUCCCCAAAUCUUACCUCCCUCUGGAAACCCUACACACCACCCCCCCUUCUGUUCCCCCCCUGCCCUUUGACAGCAGAGCGGGCCUACUGUCAGGCAGACUGGAAGAUGACUACGAGGAUGUAGACGAGUCCCGACGUAGACAGCACAAAUUCACUUUCCGAUCGGAUUCCUCGACGGGGGAGAAGAACAGUGACCGCCAGGACUCGGAGCAGUCUAACACAAAUAAAGUUGGCGUCGUCCCGCCCAGGACGAAGUCUCCCACGGAAGACGAGCUGAACUCUUACGAUCCUGUAAAUCGCAGGAAUGGCAAAGUCCCCAAUGGACACAUCUCCAGGGAGCGUCCAAAGAGUGCUGUGUUUCCGGCAGAGGUGAAGUCCAAGAUGAGCGUGGAGGAGCAGAACGAGAGGAUCAGGAGGAACCAGAGCAGCUCCAUGCGGGAAAAGAGGCGCAGCCUCAACCUUUCCAGCACCCAGCAGAUUGACGGCUUCAAGCCCACCACCAACUACAAAGUGGUGCGGCGAAGGAUGACGGCUCACGAGGUGGACAUCAAAGACCUGGAGGCGGCGGUGCGAGGAGAGGGGGUGGAGUCACCGCGGGAGGAGAUCGCGCGCCUACGGCGGCUGCAGAAUGAGCCGGACCACUAUGACAUGGACAUCAACAAAGAGCUCUUGGCACCAGAAAAGGUUCUGAUUCCGGAGAGGUACCUGGACAUAGAGCCCAGCACACCCCUGAGCCCAGAAGAGCUGAGGGAGAAGCAGAAGAAAGUGGAGAGGAUCAAGACUCUCAUUGCAAAAUCAAACAUGCAGAACGUGGUUCCUCUGCUGGACGGGCCGGCGGAGGGCCAGUCCAACCCCGAGCAGCAGCUGCAGGAGCAGGAGAAGCGGAUCGAGAUCUCCUGCGCUCUGGCAGCUGAGGCAUCCCGUCGCAGCCGGCUCCUGUCCGCUCAGUGCGCCCCCAGCCCCUCUGCCUCCCCGACCAGCCUGGCCCCUCCCCCCUCCGCUGACUUCUCUGACUCCACCCAGUUCAUGAAGGUGUGAGUCUUUGAAGCUCAAGCACUGGCUGCAGUCAAGUUCAAUGGAAUGUCAUUCUGAGAGCUUACCGAAAACACAACAAUACAGACGGAUUUUGUUUUCUUUCCUCAAAGAGUAUAUUUUUUCAAUCAGUUAUUCUAUGACUGCAAGAGAUAGAACAUAAAAGCAAGUUUGGAGGUCUGCGACCUUCGCGAAAGGAUAUCAGGAUUAACAACACGGUUCUGAAGGACUCGAAGCACCAAACAGCAGAGGGAGCUGUUGCUGCCUCCCUCCUCCAGUGACCAUAGCUGCCCGUCUUUAUCCCUCCUUGCAUUGACACCUAUCUCUUUUGUUGGGGGGCCUUACAAAGGUGCCUGGCUUUAGGGAAAAGAAAAUGCAGGUUCGUACUUUGGAGCAAAGUAAUGAGAAGAUUUAUAGAGCUUAAAACUAGCCAGAGAGGAGGAUAUGUUUACAGCCCCCCCCUGCCUGCUCACUGGGUCAGUCAGGAAAUAGAAGUUGUCCCAGCUCAGGGUGGAGUUUAUGCAGGUCAGGUCUGAAAGGUGCAGGCGUCACAUGCAAACAUGGAUUCCAGGACGAAUCUAGAAAGACCCAGCGAUGGGGUGACUUGUGUUACACGUGGCUUUGAGCCAACACAGGGAACACGGAAGCGUGACGAGGGUCCGGGGAAGUUUUUCGAGGAGACCUCUGUGGGACAGGGUGAGGCGGAACUGAUCAAAGGUCUAAGCUGAAAGCUACACAGUUGGAAUGGCUGGACAGACUCAGUCGAGUGUCUCGUGAGCUGGGGACGAUUUUGGUGCCCAGUUUCAGUUUUCGGUCCCAAUGAGCCAGACUGAACCUGAAGAUUCUGGACCUUCACUGGAGAGAUGUGGCAUCCUGAAGACUUUGACCCUCCAGUAGCAACUGCCAGACUUAGUCUUGACCUGUGAGCGAAAGAAGGUGCAGGCAUCCGGCACCUCCUGUCUCCCUUUGUGUUCACCAGGUAGCCUGUGACCUGGACACACAUCGGCCUCCUCUUUCCUCAGCACAAGGUUUUGGCGCAACCUGUCCACGUGCCCUGUAUCUACAGUGUGGUUCCUCCCAGCACCGACUGCAUUUCGGUGUAGUCGUAUAUAUGUGUGUCAAACGUACCAUCGCGUCAAAGCUGUUUGUGACUCUGUACAGUGCUUUCACUGCUAGAACAUUCCUUCA